AUGUCUGGCUUGUGGAACUUCAAGAGUCUUAGCGAAGGAAGGAAAGACAGGAAUUACUACAAGCAGGCCUGUUUACCGACAGAUCCUGUGUUUGCCGAACAUCUUCUCAAAACAUGUUUGGAGAAGGAUGACUCAUUAAGGAUUUUCAAGAUAAUUUUGCAAAAAGGGAGCAUAUUUGCACCAGGCAAGUCAAAUAUGAAACAAACGAUUUAUUUCUUGUUCUAUAUAAAUAUACCGAAAUUGUAUCUUAAUUAUGUGUCACUUUAUUUAUUUGCAGUUCCAAUACGGUGUCCUCGUCGCAAGGUCCUGGCCCCUACUUUUAGCCCUAAAAACCUGAAAGCCUUCGCGAAUGUGUUCUCUCAAGAGAGUGGCAUCUUAGCGGAACGGUUGAAGGCUGUCGUCGGGAGAGGCGCCUUCUCUGCUUGGCAAUACAUGACGACCUAUACUAUGGACUCAGUUUGUCGUGAGAGCUUUAAACUUUUUAACUUCCUAGAAAUCAAUUUUCCUAUAAUAAUCGAGUCAAAGCGAGACGCAUUACAAAAAGAACACCUAGACCCAAAUGAAGAUGAAAGUUUGUUGAAACCCAAAGGUGAUUUGAAAACAUUUUUGGAGCUGCUAAUAGAAGGUUCAAGUAGUAACAAUGGGUACAGCAAUGUAGAACUACGAGAAGAGACCCUGGUGCUGGUAUUGGCUGGCACGGAUACAUCAGCCGUAGGGGCAGCCUUCACUCUGCUAAUGCUGGCACAACACCCCAAUGUACAGAAUAAAGUUUAUAAAGAGGCACGAUGGGACUGCCAUGUAUAUCUAUAUAAACUUAAAAAAAGACUCACCACUCACACCAGACUGCAGGGAGUUUUCGAAGACUCAUACAGAGCGGUCACGGCUGAAGAUUUGCCACGUCUCAAGUACUUGGACGCUGUCAUCAGAGAGACACUUCGCUUGUACCCACCAGUUCCUUUCAUCGUCAGAAAAGUUACCAAUGACGUUACCUUGCGUAAGUAUGGUCACCUAUUAUAUAGAAUACCUACUUCACUGAAACCGGUUAGACUGGAAGCCAAAUUAUUUUAUAUUAUCUCCGGUUCUCUCAUAGCAUCAAGUGUAACCCUGGUGGAAGGUUGUGGUAUUUUUAUCAGUAUCUGGGGUAUCCACCGUAACACUCGGUACUGGGGAAACGACGCGGAGCAGUUCCGACCUAAACGGUUUCUGGAGCCACUCCCGCAUCCCGCUGCCUUCAUGCCCUUCAGCUAUGGACCAAGAGCUUGUUUAGGGUACCAAUACGCCAUGAUGUCCAUGAAGACAGCUCUGGCAACAAUAGUACGGCGAUACCGAAUAAUACCAAGCGAUGAGAAGUAUACUUCAAAAGAAGUACGAGUGUCCUUCGAUGUGAUGAUGAAAGAUGUGGACAACUUCAGGAUACAACUUGCAAUGAGAUAGCUUAUUAUCGUUGAAAUUUUGAAAGCAUUACCAAAGUAAAAUUAAUGA
Molecule: messenger RNA, 1482 nt
Organism: Trichoplusia ni (cabbage looper)
Lineage: Eukaryota; Metazoa; Arthropoda; Insecta; Lepidoptera; Noctuidae
Product: cytochrome P450 4C1-like
Exons: 8
Coding region: 1-1434 (477 amino acids)
Molecular function (GO): monooxygenase activity; iron ion binding; oxidoreductase activity, acting on paired donors, with incorporation or reduction of molecular oxygen
Source: RefSeq, a predicted model, not a curated record